This is a messenger RNA of Nymphaea colorata (pocket water lily), 1596 nucleotides long. RefSeq lists its product as uncharacterized. The coding region runs from base 127 to 1410 and encodes 427 amino acids. Lineage: Eukaryota; Viridiplantae; Streptophyta; Magnoliopsida; Nymphaeales; Nymphaeaceae. The transcript is spliced from 13 exons. The record is from RefSeq and is a predicted model, not a curated record. Gene Ontology annotation, cellular component: membrane.
GAGCACGCCUUCAGAAAGAGAGGAGCUACCUCCGAGUUAUUCUUAAUACGCCUUCAUUCUUUGAAACCAAGAGCACCAUCACGUCAUCCCACAUUCUUACAAUCAAUUUCAAAGAAAUCUGUCAAAAUGGAGGAUACCAUCGUAAAUGUCCGAGACAAGGGAGAAAAUGUCCUGAGUUCGGAGGCAGUUCGUUCGGAUGGCAACGGGGGUGAUGGCGGAAGGUUGUUGCACUACGCAGUGGAGACGAAGAGAGCAUUGAAGGCGAGAUUUGCCUACGGAUUUAUUUUCUUUUUGACGAACUUACUGGCUUGGGUUGUCCGGGAUUAUGGGCACCCUGUUACCGCGAAGCUCCAUUAUCUAAAAGAAUGUCACACUGGAAAAGAGUGUCUUCAUACGGAAGCAGUUCUUCGUGUAAGCCUUGGAUGCUUUAUUUUCUUUUUCUGCAUGUUCUUAACGACAUUUACAGCAAGAAAGUUGCAUUACGUCUCUCAUUUAUGGCAUUCUGGGUGGUGGUUCCUGAAGUUUGUCAUAUGGAUUUCAUUGAUGCUGAUCCCUUUCUUCAUUCCUUCAGGUUUUAUUCAGAUAUACGGAGAAGUAGCACGUCUUGGUGCAGGGUACGCAAUUGCAGUCCUUCAUUCAGUUUGCGGGCAGAUAUUUCUUCUCGUCCAAUUGAUAAGUGUGAUUCACUUCAUCCUCUGGUGGAACAGAUGUUGCAUGCCAGAAGAUGAGUUAAAAUACAGCUGCUUCAUGGGGUUAUUCAUAGCAACCGUUUCAUAUAUUGCUGCUCUAUGUGGAAUUUUUCUGAUGUACCUGUGGUUUGCUGGAGGAUCUUCGUUUCUUCUCAACAUAUUUUUCAUUACAUGGACCCUUGUCUUUCUUAAAGCAAUGAUGAUCGUGUCCUUACAUUCCAAGGUUAAUACAGGUCUUUUAUCUUCCGGGAUCAUGGGUUUUUACAUUGUCUUUCUCUGUUGGUCUGCUAUUAGAAGUGAACCUAUCGAUGAGAGAUCCAACAGCAGAAAGCAAGAUUAUUGGAGUGGUGAUUGGACUACCAUUGUUAGCUUUUUAUUUGCUGUUUGUGCAAUUGUCCUGGCAACAUUCUCCACAGGGAUUGAUUCAAAUUCCUUUCAGUUUCUCAAGGAUGAAGUUCAGAAGGAAGAUGAUGUACCUUACAAAUAUGGGUUUUUUCAUGCCAUAUUUUCUCUGGGUGCUAUGUACUUUGCAAUGUUGUUCGUCAGUUGGGAUCUUAAACAUUCAAUAAAGAAAUGGAGCAUUGAUGUUGGUUGGGCAAGCACCUGGGUGAAAAUUGUCAAUGAGUGGUUUGCUGCUACCAUAUACUUGUGGACGCUUGUCUCUCCGCUGGCAAAGAAGCAUUGCAAUGGCUCUGCCGUCGAUGUGCAAGACGCGGUUUGACUCGGUAUCGUACACAAGCGCCCAGUUUGCACCACCAGCAGAAUAUACUGAUCGCCUGUAUUACUUCGUUAAUUUUCUUCUUCUUCCUGUCUUUCGGAAUGAAGGUAUAUACAUGAUACGUUUCUCCAUAAAGCUCUGUUGCUGUGCCUGGAAAUGAGAAAAUUCCCACCCGAAAAACCAAAACAA